GCUGACGCAAUGUCAAAUUACUAUAUCCUCUGCACAAACUGCUGAAGCAAUCAGAAUCGACUAGGAAUUAGUAGGGAGUGGACGUACAUUACGAACUGUCAAGAAAUUAUAAUGACUUUGGAAGAUACAGAUCAAAAUACACUUGUGCAUUCUACGGAAAAGCAAAAUAACAACAAUAAAAUGGAUUUAAGUGAAUCGUUGAAAGACGUUAUUGUGAAGGCUGUUGCAGACGACAGAGUCACUUUUGGAGUUUAUGAUUCUGCAAGGAAACUUGACAAGGAAUCUGAGAAUGUCUUGGUGUGUAUCCAAGUAGAGGAUACUAACUUGGAUGUAGCGCUUGAAAUGCAUCUUACUCUGUUGGAAGCCUUUUGUAGUGAAUCUGAAAUUAAAUUGGUCAAGGUGACCAAUCAUGGACAUUUAGUCCAGUUACUUGAUAGCGUUCGUGCUAAGCACGGGAGCGGCCGGGAUCUUAGCGGUGAUGAUGUAGUUUGUAUGGUUAUAGAGGAACCUAAUGAAACAGAUGGCACGUGUGUUUCGUUUACUGAGAUAUACCAUACACAAGAGUACAGUUGGCACCCCCAUGUUGCUCUAUAAUAAGAAGAAAAUGAACAAUGAAGGGCUAUAUUUGUUAUGAUAGAACAUUGGGGGUUGCAUUUGGCCAGUGGAUAGCAAGAUAUUUUUCAAAGUGCUGCGAAUAAAAUUUAUCAGAAUGUAUUCAAGGACUACUAAAAACUGAACAUUUCAAAAUUGCUAUGAAUGUGUGGAUCAUCUCAACAUUUCACAGGUUGCAACAGUAGUAGUGGAAACAGCCAAGCACUUAUCAUAUGACAUACCUUGUGAUAUGAAUAUCAUGUGACACAAUCAAUAAAGAAUAAAACCCACCCAUUGACUACGGCAGCUUUCAACACAUCGCACUGCCUGUUACCAGACAGAAAGCAAAUUAUGUGUGUCCAUUGAAGCAGAACAUCGUAGCAGAUCAACGCACAAAGGUCGGGUGUUUUUCCAAAUGGAUUAAAAUUCUUUGCGGUGGAAAAUUUUGUGCACAUUGGAAAUAUUUAUGGAAAAAUUCACAUUUCCUGUAGUUUGUAAAUUUUCCAAAGCUAUAAUUACCUUUGACUUUGUGUACAUGCUAAAUACAAAACAAAUUUAACUUAAAUUAAGAUUCAGUAUAUUGAUUGUAUUACUAUUGUUAAAUUUGCAUUAUACUUAUAAGCCUAUAGCUUAGUUGUGAUAAUGGUGAGGCCCACAUAGAAUUAAUUGUUUAAUUUUUCAUAAUCAUAUCAAUUUAUCUUACAAAAGCCCAGUAUUUUUAACAUACAUAGUCUGAAACAGUAGUUUCAAUAUUUUUGUGAAUAAAAUUGAUUCUUGUGUGUUAAUUGCAGGGUGUUUGUAACAUAAAUAGCCAGUACGUGGGUCUAUUCACCUGUGCCAAAGGGUCAGGAUUGUAAGAUAACAAUUAAUUUUGGGCCUUCAGUACUAUAGCAUUGUUGUUAUUCUGUAUUUACCGUUGGAUGACGUGGGUGAUGCUUUUUAAUCAAAGAAGCUGUGCUUAGUGCGUAUUCCUCUAGGAUGUUUUUGUUUACAUUCUGAUAAGAACUGUAAAUUAAUUCUUCGACACAUCUGUCAGAUAUUACUCUACUGGUAGAAUAUUAGAUACCAGACUGCUGGACUUCAGUCUGAGACUAUUUAAAGAAUAUUACAUUUUUUGACAUUUAUUUGUUACUUUAAGUUUAUUGAUAUUGUUCAGAAAUGUGGACAUGUAAAUAGAUAUUAAUAAUAAUAUAAUCAUAUAUAUAUAUAUAAAUAUGUAUCAAAAGAUAUUUACUGUUGUAAAGGUAAUGAUGUUAAAAACUCUACAGAUAUUUUUCCAACUGUUUUGGGAAAAGACUAGUAAAUUGUAUCAAUUCUUAACAUGGCCAGGUGUAUGGUUUGUGUAGAAAGGUAUAUUUUCUAAGGAAGAUAUUAUUUCUGAGCAGUAGUUAUAUUAAAGAAGUAUUGGAAGAUAAUUUUUGAAACAAAUUGACUGUACACAACUUUGUAUGAUGUCAUAGGGACUUGCACAACUUUGUCAUAAGGACCACAGCUUUCUGUGAUGUAAUUAGGACUUGGUUAUUGGUGUAGCAACUAUUUCCAUAGAUGGAAUUUAAAAAAAAAAUACAAUUUUAGCAUUUACUCGAAUUGAUUUUUUAAAAUGUUUAAAAAAAAGUUGAAUUGUAGUAUUAUUGAAAAUGAAAUUGUACUGAAAAAUUAAAAAGUUGAACCUGAAAAUGUAAAUUGUGAAAAAAAAAAUCAAAUUAGAUUAGAUUAGGUUGUAAAUCUUGAUCUAGUUACUAUUAAAUCUGUUGUGAUUUCCAAGCAAUUAAUUUUAUUGUUGGUACAAGGCUUUCGCUAAAAUUUAAUAGCAUAUCUAUUAAUAUGAAUUACAGGAAAUAUGAUUGUUUUAGAUUCACUGAUAUGUAAUGACAUCACAACAUAUCUGUGCAAUACUGUAUUUCAUAAGAAUAUAAAUGUUGUUGCUACAUUGCCCUUAAUUUUGUGAUAGAGUUGUAAGAUUAUGCAAAAUCUAAAGUAGGAAGCUCCCAGGGAGUUUUUAUUCUACAAUUUUUUCACAACUCUCAAAAAGAGCAUAAAAGAAUGCUUAUCUAACUCUAUAGUAUAACAAAAAAUGACAUUUUUCUAUUGAUGAAUGUUUAUGUAACUCCUAUGUGAGUGGAAUGAAGCUAAUAUUUUGUAUUGGGUUAGAACAAUAUCCAUAUAAGCUUCUAUUAAAAUAUAAAACAAAAGAAAAU
Molecule: messenger RNA, 2789 nt
Organism: Anneissia japonica
Lineage: Eukaryota; Metazoa; Echinodermata; Crinoidea; Comatulida; Comatulidae
Product: growth arrest and DNA damage-inducible protein GADD45 alpha-like
Exons: 4
Coding region: 112-594 (160 amino acids)
Biological process (GO): regulation of cell cycle
Cellular component (GO): cytoplasm; nucleus
Source: RefSeq, a predicted model, not a curated record